CUUUUAAAAAAAAGUGAAAUGUUCCUUAAACCCUUUUUCUGUCUGCUCUUAAUGUUUUACACACAGGAGCAGAGAUAUUACAAUAUUUACAAAAAGAAAAAAAAUAAUAAAUAAAAACCGAACAACUUUUACCAAUGACUACUUCAUGACGCUGAGAGAAACUGUUUUGUGUUCCUGAAGUGACUGACAUUUGAGGCUGUUGUGCAGCACAAACGCAGCUGUUGCAUGUGGAUGUGUGUGCAUGGGUCUUUCUCGACGUACCAACUUAUGAUAGUCACCCUCUGGUCUACCCUGAGAUCCUGGCAGGAAAUAGGCCAGAAUGACUCUUCAGUGGACGGCAGUGGCUUUUUUUCUUUAUGUACAGAUAGCCUUCAACAUCAUCCUGUGUGUCCCAUUCAUAUCACCACAAAGAUGGUGUUUGAUUUUUAGUUGGAGAAUAUGGAAGUGGUUAUCACAUUACUGGAACAAGUGCUUCUUCACCAUAAUCAUGGUUCUCAUAGUUCUUUUCCUCGUAGACGAGUCUGGAGGUGAUGAAGGGAUGGAUGAGUGUUUCUACAGCAGUGAAGAUGCCGCUCGUGAAGUACACAAGUACUCAUGCCCCGAACCCAUGCAAGAGGAUACGGUGAACUCCAAUCUCUUCGAUCAUUUUUACAUGAGGCUUUUCAGAGCUCAGAGGAACGUCUACAUCACAGGCUUCUCACUUUUCCAGUGGCUUAUUAUGUGGCGGAUCAUCAUCUUGCUGAAGAAGGUGGCUCUAGCUAUAGAGAAUAAUGCAGGUCUCCAGGCGCAGAUGGAGAAUGCUGCCAAAGCUGCCGAACAGCAUCAAGAGGAAAACCGUCGACUCAAACAAACUCUUGUAGAUGAGGAAAAAGUAAUUUCGGAAGACAUUCUGCAGCUAAAGCUUGAAGUUGAGAGCCUCUCAAGUCAGUUGGAAACAGCAGAAACUGCAGUCCGCAAGUCCCACGCUGAAGUUGAGGCCAUGAAGAUGCAGAUCAAGGAUCUGGCCAAGGAAUACGAACGACUGUUGAGCGAGCAUCAUCAGCUCCAGAAUCUUCAGAGUGCAGCAGACGAAAAGAUCCAAUGAUCAACAUGACAGGAUGCCGUCAGCUCAUCAAUAUAUUAUGGAAAAUCGACUUUUUUUGUCCUUGUAUAUAGAGUGGUACUGGCAGUGGCGGAACAAAUGUGAACAGGGCCCGGGUGCAGUGAGCAUAAAUGGGACCCCCCCCCCCCCCCCUCUAGUGGACGUCCGAUGGGGAUGGGGGGGGGGGGCUACCUUUCUGUUUGACCAUCUGUUCGCCCAACCAUGCCCACUUUACGUCCGCAAACCGGGCCCCUUAGAGACCCAGGCCCAGGUGUGGGCACAUUCCAUAAGUUCCGCCUUUGGCAAAGGCGUAGGUUUGGUCUCAACAUUGGUAGGGACGGUAUAACAGCAUAACCUCUAUGUACACUUUUUGCUGGCGAUUGGACAUUAAUAAGACCAAACAGAUUGGGUGAACGGGGGUCAGGGCUACAUUUGUCACGGAUAUAAACCUAAGUCAUUGAUAGGCUAAAUGAUCAAUGAUAAUAAAUCUGUAUUGACUUAUACUAACUUGCAUGUGUAUUGGUCAGGUGAUACACCAUAUGAUUCAAACCUUUGUUUUAAAAAACAACUAAAGAAACAUUUUGAAAACUUCCAGAAUAAAUGUCUGGAUUUUAUUAGCAAAUUUAAAUAGCAAUAUUUGAAUAUAGAUUAUAUUAACAUACUUACAUACAUACUUUUUACCUUGACUAUGAUUAAUGUAUGAUUAUCUGAAAAAAUGUCUGCAUAGACUGCAAGUAAAAAAAUAUCCUAAAUAAUGUAGAAAACAUUUCAACAAGUCAUCAGCCAAUCAAAUGUGCAUUGAGGGGGAAAAAUGGACCAGAAUAUUCAGCAAGUGAAAAGAAGUAAAUGUAUGUCUUAAAAUAAUGAAAAUAAUUCACUUAAUAAUGGUAGGGUCAAUUCUAUCCUUAAAGCAUUUGGGAAGACAAAAUUACCUUUACAACUGGACUCAUUACUAUAUGCAAAUAAAGUUUCUUAAAAGUUGGUGGGGACAAUAUGAUCAUCCUGAAAAGUUAGUAGUGCUAUGUCCCUACCGUCCCUAUGCAAACCUACGCCAUUGGCCAUUGGGUACCGGUAUCUUAACUUAUGAGUGCUCCAACUUGGGAAUUAUUGCACCUGCUGUUUGGCUUUGUGUUUUUUUAAGCCAAAGUGUAAUUUAUGAGUAAAUUUAGGGGGGCAAACUUCAGGAGGGGAUUAUGAGUAAUUAAAGUAUCCAAAUACGCUUCCCCAGUCGCUAAUGCAUUUACAACAAAUACAAAAGGCAAUUUGGUGCUGCAGGCCAUAACUCAGGCAGUGGCUGGAUUGGAUUCAGGCUAGGGCGUAGGUUUGGUCUCAACAUUGGUAGGGACGAUAUUAUUGUAAUGCAUAAAGUGCAAACAAUGAUCCAAAUAAGGGACGGCUAGCUUGACUUCGUUGUUCCUUGUGGAGGCCGGCCUGACCACAGUAGUUUUGCAGGUUAGCAAGUUUAAUGUUAUGCUAACUCUGAUGCGGGUCAGACUUUCAGUAGCAAAAUUAGUGGUGUUUUCCCCACUUCCACGACAUUGACGUCUUUUUACGUGACUUGCAGAGGCUGCUAACAGCCCAAAAAUAAGCUUCUAAUAUCCCUCCUCUCCGAAGAGGGUGGAGGAUGCCGCAUGUUGUCAGCAUGAAUCUGUUGGGGCUGUGUGAGUAUGUGUGUAUGUGUCUUUGUGGCUGGACGGGAGCACUUGAACUCAUCUGCCAACCGUGUGUAUGUGUCUGUGUGGCUGGACGGGAGCACUUGAACUCAUCUGCCAACCAACGUUUGGGGUGGAGGGGGGAGGAGUGGCACAUUCAGUAAGUGAAAAGGGAUAAAUGUAAGUCUCAAUAUAAUGAAAAUAAUUCACUUAAUAAUGGUAGGGUCUAUACUGUCAUGACAACAUAUGGGAAGACAAUCUAAAUUACCUAUAUACCUGAACUCUUUAUAUAAUCCAAAUAAGUUUGCUUAAAAGUUGGUGGGGAUAAUUUGAGCAUCCUGAAAAGUUGGUAGUGUUAUGUCCCUAUCAUCCCUAUGCAAACCUACGCCCUUGGAUUCACACACUUUAAAUGUUUUUUUUCUAUGAAUUAAGCCAGUUGAUCCCAUGACAAAUGGCAAACAUUGAGUGUAAAA
Molecule: messenger RNA, 3206 nt
Organism: Corythoichthys intestinalis (scribbled pipefish)
Lineage: Eukaryota; Metazoa; Chordata; Actinopteri; Syngnathiformes; Syngnathidae
Product: B-cell receptor-associated protein 29-like
Exons: 9
Coding region: 320-1084 (254 amino acids)
Biological process (GO): intracellular protein transport; endoplasmic reticulum to Golgi vesicle-mediated transport
Cellular component (GO): endoplasmic reticulum; endoplasmic reticulum membrane
Source: RefSeq, a predicted model, not a curated record